ACAUUCGCUUGAAAAACUCGCGCCUUACAUUAUCUCGUAACUUAUAUGAUAAUGGUUCAUUGGAUUGGAAACGACGGUGGUUAUUCUCGAGAUCCUUACGGCUGCUAACAUUAGGUCCAACAUGGGGGGGAUUUACAAACAUUUUUUAAAUCAACUUGAAUCCUGUCCAAAUAUAACAUCAAAUAAUAUCGGUAAUCCCUUGCUUUGCGCUCAAGGGAGGAUGGUGCCUACCUGCAUGUCCCCCAAUCUCCCCACAUGGGAUGUGGCACAGAGCUGAAAUAAACGAAGCCAGCGAGAAAUGAAUGCGCCGAAAACACGACUUCGGCUCAUCCUCUCUCAUUCCAUUUCAUCUUAUUACUCCUUAUCCGGAUUCGUCGUUCUACGUAGGCGUUAAGACUCGCCCGAUCAGUUAAAAACAAUGGCGAAAAGCUCCCUCCCCGUUAUCCCGCGGAUCGUCUUCGGCGUGGUCGAGCCCGCCAUGCUUGUGUGGGCGUACAAAGAUAGUCUCGAAAACCCAACCGCCUUCUUCGCCGCGCAAGCCCCGCCCUUCUCCGCGGACGCCGUGCCUCCCCAAGCGCUCGUGCUCCUCCUCCAGCUCACCAACGUGUACCUGCUUCUCGCCGCCGUCGCCGUCCUAUGCUCUUGGACCAGCCACGCGAGCAUAGCUAAAUGGUACCUCGUCGCCGUCGCGCUCGCGGACUACGGCCACGUACACGCGUGUUACAGGGGUGUCGGCCCCGACGUGUUCUGGGAUACGAGCAGCUGGAAUGCGAUGCUUUGGGGCGGCGUGGGCGUUAGUGCGGCGCUGAAUGUGCUGAGGUGGGCUACGCUGCUCGGCGCUUUCGGACGCUUGCGGGACCCGCGGGGCCCGCCGGCGCCGGGGGCUAGGAAGACCGCUUGAUUUAGGAGUGUCCCCUUCCUGGGAAGAUGGGAUGAGCGGCGCGUGUUUUUGUGAGGUGGGUGGGCGGCUUGUGGGUGUCGUUCGAGGGGUUGGAAUGAUGUGGCAAAGGUGGUGUUGUCGAGUGUCUCCUCAUAUUAGGGCUACCUAUGGAGUUCGGGG
Annulohypoxylon truncatum is the source of this 1060-nucleotide messenger RNA. RefSeq lists its product as uncharacterized. The transcript has 2 exons. The record is from RefSeq and is a predicted model, not a curated record. The coding region runs from base 419 to 901 and encodes 160 amino acids. Lineage: Eukaryota; Fungi; Ascomycota; Sordariomycetes; Xylariales; Hypoxylaceae.